AGUCUGCACGCCGAGGUCCGCGCUGUGUCCCGUGUUUUCUGCGUGAGGUGAGAGCUGGCUGGCGGGCCAAUGAAGUUCUUGCGGGGAGAGGGGAGUCGGACUAGCCAGGGAGCCAGAUGGAAGAGCCAGGGAGCCAGACAGACUAGCGGGAAAGCCUAAUUGUCGCAGGAAGGGGGUCAGGAGGUUGGGGGGUCGACCUGACCCGGCCUGGAGAGGCGGGGAGGUGGGCGCGUGUCCCGGUUGCUUAGGUUUUGGGAUGCCUCUUACUCUGCCAAGCCGCUUAGCGGGAGGGAACGUGUUCCUGAUCAUCUUUACCCCAGGCUUCUGUCCGGGGCGUGUCAAUGUAGAAAUCCCCCAGCGAAUGUUGGAUGAAUGAAUGAAGUUGAAGAGAGGGUAGGCGGGGAACGAGGAUGAGGGGGACGGCUGGAGAAGAGGUAUGGGAGGUUCGAUGUUUCAGGGAUGGCACCCAAGGGGGACAUCGAGGCAGCACGGUAGCACUUCCUUUGCGAUGAGGGGCGUCUCUUUGGACUUCUUGGAAAAGAGAAGCCCUAGGAUGGAGUCUUGGAUACUUAAUGGCCGGGGUAGAAGAUAAACCUGCAAAGAAAAUCCAGGAGGAGUGCCCAGAAAGGGAGGAAAGCCUCAGCCUCCUGAGUAGCUGGGACUACAGAGGAAAAGAUGCUAGAACCACAGGAGAAUGGCGUGAUUGACCUACCAGAUUAUGAGCAUGUAGAAGAUGAAACUUUUCCUCCUUUCCCACCUCCAGCCUCUCCAGAGAGACAAGAUGGUGAAGGAACUGAGCCUGAUGAAGAGUCAGGAAAUGGAGCACCUGUUCGUGUACCUCCAAAGAGAACAGUUAAAAGAAAUAUACCCAAGCUGGAUGCUCAGAGAUUAAUUUCAGAGAGAGGACUUCCAGCCUUAAGGCAUGUAUUUGAUAAGGCAAAAUUCAAAGGUAAAGGUCAUGAGGCUGAAGACUUGAAGAUGCUAAUCAGACACAUGGAGCACUGGGCACAUAGGCUAUUCCCUAAACUGCAGUUUGAGGAUUUUAUUGACAGAGUUGAAUACCUGGGAAGUAAAAAGGAAGUUCAGACCUGUUUAAAACGAAUUCGACUUGAUCUCCCUAUUUUACAUGAAGAUUUUGUUAGCAAUAAUGAUGAAGUUGCGGAGAAUAAUGAACAUGAUGUCACUUCUACUGAAUUAGAUCCCUUUCUGACAAACUUAUCUGAAAGUGAGAUGUUUGCUUCUGAGUUAAGUAGAAGCCUAACAGAAGAGCAACAACAAAGAAUUGAGAGAAAUAAACAACUGGCCUUGGAAAGAAGGCAGGCAAAGCUGCUGAGUAAUAGUCAGACCCUAGGAAAUGAUAUGUUAAUGAAUACACCCAGGGCACACACGGUUGAAGAGGUUAAUACUGAUGAGGAUCAAAAGGAGGAGUCAAAUGGAUUAAACGAAGACAUUCUGGACAAUCCAUGUAAUGAUGCUAUUGCCAAUACUUUAAAUGAAGAGGAAACACUGCUGGACCAGUCUUUUAAAAAUGUGCAACAGCAACUUGAUGCUACAUCCAGAAAUAUUACUGAAGCUAGAUAAGUUUCCAUUAAGAGAAAAUGUAUCUGUUAAGUCAUCGUCCUGCAAGCUUGGCGUUACUAUGUAUUUUUUCUUCUUGGAGUGAAAAUCCUUAGAUAGUAAAACUGUUAUAGAUUAUUGUUUAAAAUCUGAUAAUCUGGUAUUUAUUUAUAAUUAUGCUUGUCACUUUAGUUAAAUCUAUUUGUUCUCUUUAGUGUUUGUUUUUAUAUAGGUAUUUCUUCAUAAAAUGAUUAGGAGGUAAUAAGCAGUUUCUGCUGCUGGUCUGUCAUUGAAUGCCUUGUUUUCACUAAGUUGGGAGGUUUUGUUUCUGUUUUUUACUGCUCCUUGCAAAGCAGGGCUAAUCCAUGGACAGUGUGCCCAGAGUAGUCUAGUUGAAGUUUUUUGUUUUGUUUUGUUUUGUUUUUUUUGACACAGAGUCUCACUCUGUUGGCCAGGCUGGAGUGCAGUGGCACAGUCUUGGCUCACUGCAACCUCUGCCUCCUGGGCUCAAGCAAUUCUCCUGCCUUAGCCUCCCGAGUAGCUGGGACUACAGGCGUGUGCCACCACGCUUGGCUAAUUUUUGUACUUUUAGUAGAGAUGAGGUUUCACCAUGUUGGCCAGGCUGGUCUCAAACUCCUAACCUCAGGUAAUCCGCCCCCCUCGGCCUCCCAAAGUGCUGGGAUUACAGGUGUGAGCCACCGCGCCCAGCCUGGGUGAAGUUUUGAGAUGUACAUAUAUACUGAAUAUUAAUGUCAAUUUUUUAAAAGAAGUAAAAAUUAUCUUAAAAACUA
Homo sapiens (human) is the source of this 2348-nucleotide messenger RNA. It is a transcript of the gene TIPIN, whose product is annotated as TIMELESS interacting protein. Gene Ontology annotation, biological process: DNA damage response; DNA replication checkpoint signaling; replication fork processing. The transcript is spliced from 9 exons. NCBI's taxonomy places the organism in Eukaryota, Metazoa, Chordata, Mammalia, Primates, Hominidae. Bases 676 to 1581 code for a protein of 301 amino acids. Gene Ontology annotation, cellular component: cytoplasm; nucleus. The record is from RefSeq and is marked reviewed.